Messenger RNA from Homalodisca vitripennis (glassy-winged sharpshooter), 1644 nucleotides. RefSeq names its product cytochrome P450 6k1-like. The record is from RefSeq and is a predicted model, not a curated record. The transcript has 11 exons. Lineage: Eukaryota; Metazoa; Arthropoda; Insecta; Hemiptera; Cicadellidae. The coding region runs from base 84 to 1556 and encodes 490 amino acids. Gene Ontology annotation, molecular function: iron ion binding; monooxygenase activity; heme binding.
UGUGACUAUCUCAGCGCUGCAUUCGUUCGUCCCCUGAAUUUUAGCAUUAAAAAGGUAAACUUAAUUGAGGCUCUGGCAGCAACAUGAUUGGUGGAGUCGUGGUCGCUUUGCUGCUGGCACUGCUGACGCUCCUGUACCUGUAUCUCUACCGCACGUACACGUUCUGGACCCGACGAGGUAUCAAACAGAUCACCCCCAUUCCUCUCUUCGGCAGCUUCCUUCCAGUCUUCCUAGGACGGAAGAACCAUGGAGAAGUGUAUCAUGAAAUUUACUACAAGUAUCCUGACAGCGAUGCUGUGGGCUACUACCAGUUCUUGACUCCCAAGCUGAUGAUAAGAAACCCGGCCUUGGUAAAAAGGGUUUUGAUCAGCGACUUUUCCAGUUUCCGAGAUAAUGAGAUAUACGCCAAUAAAAAAGACGACCCUUUUAUGGAGUUGAAUCCUUUCCUGUGCAGAGGAGAAACAUGGAAACCAGCUAGAACAUCUUUCGUUGCUGGGUUGACUACAAGCAGAGUGAAGUCAUACUUUCCAUUGAUGAAGGACACGUUGAAACAUCUGGAUGAUUUCCUGACAGACAAGUUAGGAAAAGAACUGGAGGCUAAGCACUUUUCCAAUAUUUUCUUCAUGACUCUGGUGUCGAACACUGCUUACGGCCUCGACGCAAACUGCUUCACGGAUCCUAACUCGGCCUUCCGCAAAAUGGUAGAUCUACUCAGCAAGACAAACUGGCAAAAGUUCCACAACGUCCUCAUAAUCUUCUUCAUGCAGAGUUUAAAGACUUGGCUGGGCUACAGUUUUGCACCAAAGCCGAUGCAAGAUUUCGGUGCUAGAGUGAUGAGGGAAGUGGCGGAGACCAGAGUGAAGACCGGUACACGAAGAAAUGAUUAUGUACAAUGCUACUUGGACAGGGACAACACAGUUGAGGAAAAGGUGCACGAACUUUCAAACCACGGCAUUACUUUCUUUAUCGGGGGCACGGAGACUUCCUCCAUCACAUCUGGUAACAUCGUGUAUGACUUGGCUCUGAACCAGGCAUGUCAGGACAGGCUGUACCAGGAGCUGAAGGAAGCAUACGCAAAAUCUCCAGAACUGGACUGCGACACACUGCUCAAUCUACCUUAUCUCAAUAAAGUCUUUGAAGAAUCUUCAAGGAAGAACCACGUAUUUUAUGCUUUACCGAAGGUUUGCACGAAGAACGUCACAUUCGAAAUUGACGGAAAUGAAUUGGACAUAGCCCCAGGGCAGUUGGUGAUGAUUCCAAGUAUGGAAAUCCAAAUGGACGCCAAGUAUUAUCCGGACCCUGACGUGUUCGACCCUGAGAGGUUCAAUGAGGAGAACAAGAGAGCGAGACCGGAAGUCACGUUCAUGCCUUUUGGGGAGGGACCACGGAUCUGUGCGGGUAUGAAUUUCGGUAUCCUGCAAGUCAAGAUUUUUCCUCUCACAUCUUGUAUACAACUACAAAAUCCUUCCCACGGCGAAGAGUGCCGCGAAAUUGUCUUACUCCAAACAUUCGUAUUUCGCCAUUCCCGACCACAAUCAGUUUGUCAAACUAGUUAGGAGAACUCAUUGAUACGUUUAAUAAUUUACUCAGUUUGUACAGUUUUCAUGUGUUGUGUUGUGCUUAAUAAAAUCGUUGUUUCUACCA